AUGUUUCAACAAGCCGCCCGCUCGGCACCCAGUUUCCUCCAGAGACUGGCAAAGAGUCCCAUGUCCCCUCCAGUCGAGGUGCUCCCCAUUCUGAUCCUGCCAGUCGGCAUGCUCUCCUUCGCCGCAUACACCGGCUCACGAGAAUUCAGAUACGACCGGAACUUGAGAUUGAAGAGGACAAAUGUCGCCGCUAUGAAUGCUCACUAG
Molecule: messenger RNA, 207 nt
Organism: Diaporthe amygdali
Lineage: Eukaryota; Fungi; Ascomycota; Sordariomycetes; Diaporthales; Diaporthaceae
Exons: 2
Coding region: 1-207 (68 amino acids)
Source: RefSeq, a predicted model, not a curated record